Messenger RNA from Microplitis mediator, 6750 nucleotides. It is a transcript of the gene Hipk, whose product is annotated as homeodomain-interacting protein kinase 2. Gene Ontology annotation, biological process: peptidyl-threonine phosphorylation; peptidyl-serine phosphorylation. Bases 768 to 4724 code for a protein of 1318 amino acids. The transcript has 15 exons. Gene Ontology annotation, cellular component: nucleus; cytoplasm. The record is from RefSeq and is a predicted model, not a curated record. Gene Ontology annotation, molecular function: ATP binding; protein serine/threonine kinase activity; protein tyrosine kinase activity. Lineage: Eukaryota; Metazoa; Arthropoda; Insecta; Hymenoptera; Braconidae.
GCUCUAUACAUCUACCUGUGUUGAAAGUUCGCAGUAGUCCGACUAUAGUACAGUGGUCAGAUGAAUCGUAUUAAUCAAGUGUGGUUACGAGUGAUAUUUUGACAUUAUAUCGUAGGUGCUACAAAAAAGGCAGUAAUGAAAGCUUGACUUUUAAUCUAGGGUAAAUCAUUAUAUUUACCCUUGUGAUAUACUAUUUCGGUGUUUUAUAGAAUUCAAGCACAAUUGGUGAUAACACCAAAGUGUGCAGGUGAAAUAUGUGGAAAAAAUGCGUGAAAAGUGAAAAAAAUAGUGCAACAAAUUUGUGAAAAGUGGUAAAAUUUCGGGAAAAAACGUGCCCUUUAUCACACGAUUUUCUUUCUUUUGAGUUUAAGAUUUAAAUUCAAUCUAUGAAUCGUUUUCAAAUAUACUGUUUUCAAUUACCAUAUUGUUAUUAUUUUCACACACACUUCCAAACGUAUGCUCUUGUUACUGUGAAAACACGAAGAUAAUUGAGUCGUACAAAAUGGCUGAGAACUUUCGAAAGCACAAUUAAAGUGAUUUCAACUUUGAUUCAGAGAGAAAACUAUCUGAAUAACAAUAAUUAUAGUGAUUCAUUCACUAUAUCUAGUUUCAAAAAAUAUAAAAGUAUGUUGAGACGAUAUUGAGCUCCUUAUUGUACAGUAGAAGAGUUGCGCGCGCGUGUGUGUGUUGUGUGUGUGUGUGUGUGUAUAUACAGAAGAGUGAAAAGGAGAGUGUGACUGGCUGAAGGGUGAAAGGGAGUGUGUGACAUGUUCAUCCAAACUCAACAGAUUAAUAGCGUAAACAACAACACCAGCAGCAGUAAUAACAAUACUGCUCAUCAUAACAAAAAGCGUAAAUUGGAUUACAACGUCAGUCAUCCAGCGAUCCAGCACGCAUUGGUUCAAUCGACCGGAGACUACCAAGUAGAUAGUUCUACUUUGCAAAGAUAUUCUGCAAAUAGUACUAGCGCUGCAUUUGUUGCACUGCAUAAUAAUGCACUUCAGAAAAGUCCGAAUCAGCAGACUUUGGUGCGAGCAUCUACAAUCAAGCUCUUAGAUACAUACCAUCGCUGUGGCCAAAAAAGAAAAACUUGGUCAAGGGAAGGUAAUGACGUGUUGGCAGUUCAACCUGCUAACUCAACAAAUCAACUAAGUAGUACAGUAGUGUCACAACGUCAAUCUCAACAACAACAACAGCAACAACAACCAUCCCAUUUCCAAUCACAUCAACAACAAACACAGCCAACGCAGCAACAUAAACAAAAUAUCAUGACGUCUCACAGCAAACAAGUUGGUGCUAGUGGUAAUGGAACUAGUAAUCCGCAAAGUGAUGGAGACUAUCAAUUAGUGCAGCAUGAAGUCUUGUACUCUACAACUCAUCAGUACGAAGUCCUUGAAUUUCUUGGACGGGGUACCUUCGGACAAGUCGUAAAAUGCUGGAAAAAAGGAACCAACGAAAUUGUUGCUAUAAAAAUACUUAAAAACCAUCCUUCAUAUGCUCGUCAAGGACAAAUUGAGGUCUCGAUUCUGUCACGAUUGAGUCAGGAAAAUGCUGAUGAAUUCAAUUUUGUACGUGCUUAUGAAUGUUUCCAACAUAAAUCUCAUACCUGUCUGGUAUUUGAGAUGUUGGAACAAAAUCUUUACGAUUUUCUUAAGCAAAACAAAUUUUCGCCUUUACCACUCAAGUACAUAAGACCUAUUCUACAACAAGUUCUUACUGCACUGCUCAAACUUAAGCAAUUAGGACUAAUUCAUGCGGAUUUGAAACCAGAAAAUAUUAUGCUAGUAGAUCCAGUACGCCAACCUUAUCGUGUGAAAGUAAUUGAUUUCGGAUCUGCUUCUCACGUUUCAAAAGCUGUAUGUAAUACUUAUCUGCAGUCACGAUACUAUCGUGCUCCAGAAAUCAUUCUUGGACUUCCUUUUUGCGAAGCGAUAGAUAUGUGGUCCCUUGGCUGUGUUGUUGCCGAGUUGUUUCUUGGUUGGCCUCUUUAUCCUGGAAGCUCGGAAUAUGAUCAAAUUCGAUACAUUAGCCAAACUCAGGGUUUACCUACGGAACACAUGCUCAAUAAUGCUAGUAAAACCACUAAAUUUUUCUACAGAGAUAUGGAUAGCACGUACCCAUUUUGGCGUCUCAAGACCCCAGAAGAACAUGAAGCUGAGACAGGUAUUAAAUCAAAAGAGGCGAGAAAAUAUAUUUUCAACUGUUUGGACGACAUUGGCCAGGUUAACGUACCGACUGACUUGGAAGGUGGUCAGUUGCUUGCGGAAAAGGCUGAUAGACGAGAAUUUAUUGAUCUUCUAAAAAGAAUGUUAACUAUGGACCAGGUAGAACGACGUAUAACACCUGGUGAGGCGUUAAAUCAUGCAUUUGUCACUUUAGCACACCUCGUAGAUUAUGCUCACUGUAAUAACGUGAAAGCAUCCGUGCAAAUGAUGGAAGUCUGCAGAAGAGCGGGUGAUUUUACAACAAGCCCAACUCAUCAUCAAGCGCCAGCUGCACCUCAGCCACCACCUACUUCUCUAGUUGCGAAUUUCGUUCCAACUACAAAUGGUAGCGCAGUUACUCUCACAUUCAAUAAUCAGCUUACAAAUCAAGUACAGCGAUUAGUCAGGGAGCAUAGAGGCGCCCAAACUGGAUAUGAUAAUUUAUAUCAAAUAUACAGUAAUAAUAGUCGCAGGGCAACCCAGUAUAGUGGAUCAUCUAAUGGAUCUAAUAAUGGACGAAGUGGAGUUCAUGAUUUCCCACAUCAACUUGUACCUGGAAUUUUGUGCCCACCUCCCGGAUACCAGACCAUGUCAAGUCCAGCGAAGCAUGUUGUCGUAACUCAGCCUCCUCAAACGCAACAAGCACCAUUGCAAAUUCAACCAUCGAUUAUUUCCCAACAAGCAGUCGCUGCAGCUACUGCAGCAGCUCAGCAACAAUAUGCUGCAGUUCCUGUUUCUAUGGUAGAAACUGGACGACAAAUGCUGCUAACUAAUGCAGUACAAACAUCGUGGCCUACCGGAAGCCGACAAAUGACAGCUAUUGUUCCAUCAUGGCAACAAUUACCACCUCAGCAUGCAACAAUUCAACAGCCAAUUCUUAGUGAUACUAGUGAUUGGGGAAGACCUCUCAUAGUAGAUAGUUCUGCGAUACUGCAGGAUCAGCGGCCCGUAUUUCCUGUGACCGAAGUUUAUAAUACAAGCACUUUAGUGGAACAUCCAUCACAAACUUGGAAUAAACGUAGUGUAGCUAAACAUCAUCAGCAUCAUCUUACUGUACCCCAACAAUCUCAACACAGACAUGAACACAAAAAAGAAAUUCAACAGCUCAGUCCAGUAAAAAAAAGAGUUAAGGAAAGUACACCACCUAGUAGCUCGAGAAGAUAUUCACCAUCAACUGGGCAAUGGCAACAACAAUCAAUACAAUCACAUCAUCACAGUGGAAAACAUCUUAGUACUCACACCAGUGAACAAUCGCAAACUGCAGCUGUUAAACAGCAGACUAUCACAAUUCAUGACACACCAUCACCUGCCGUUUCAGUUAUUACUAUCAGUGACAGUGAAGACGAAACAGCUGGAAAGUGUACUCAAUCGACUCCACGCAUUGUACAAAAUUCUCAACCAAUGCAUUCAACCGCUAUUCAAUCUCAUAGUAACUCCCAUAAUCCGACAAGAGCUCAGCGUAAGAAUGUCAUUAGUUGCGUAACUGUAGGUGAUAGUGAUGGCGAAGGAAGUCCUGGCAGAGCUCAUGCUUACUUGCAUCAACAAGCCCAUUUAUCACAACUUCCACAAGUUCAACAAGCAACGCAGCACAUCAAACACGAACCACAGUUGCAACAUCACGUUAGCUCUGGUUAUUCUCAACAAUCUCAAAAAAAACGAUUAUUAGCGAAAGUUCAAUCUGAGUGUAACAUGAUGAAUGUUGCGACAAAACCUGAGCCAGGUGUUGAGUAUCUAGCUCCUCAUCCAUGUCACGCACCAUCAUGUAAAGAACCGCCAACUUAUCAGGACGAUCCCUAUGAUAUGCAUAACUACUUAUUGCAGUACGUAACCACCAGCAGUGCACAUCCACAUCUGCAAGAACAGCAUAUAGUUUAUGCAACUGGUGCUGAUAAACGCGUUUCAUGGCCGGGAAAAAGAACAGAGUACAAACACGAGUAUGUGCAGCCUCCAGCCGCGCAUUCUAGAGAUCACCAAAAGUGGACUGUGGCAAAUCCCAUUCAUCAAUAUAGGCAGAACCAGGUCGUAACCUCUGCGACACAUCCAAAUCAUAACCACGGCCACCAUGGACAUUCAGCACAUCUAAGUCCAGGUGGUAGUGGCAGUGGUCGAAGUCCCGCUGCUGUCCCGGUAGUUGGUGGUACCCAACAUUUAGGACAACCUCUCUAUCAAGAAUACGCGCAUGUUCGUUCGCGUGUGCCACCGCCUGUCUAUGUUACGGCAGCACCAUCACAGAAUCCUACUGCAAUCCAACAACAACCAAUGCCUACCUACCAGGGAUUCACACCCGGGUGGGUACCUAGACACCUAGUAGAUACAUGCAUCUCAUCUCCUUUGACAUUGUAUGAGUCUAGCCGAACUUUACCACCACCAGCGCACCAUAGCUCAACACGUCCAUUGCUGACCAGCCAUGCGACUCAUCCAUUGCCUGCUCACAUGCAGCCGACUGCCGUAUAUGGUUUAGCUCCUCUCUCUCCUUCUAAACAUCAGUAUCAGCCAUCCAGUCUGUGGUUCACCGAGUGAUUGGCAUUCUAGUAUAUCAAAGAAAAACGUAUUCUGGAUGAGUAAAAACGUGACUGAAUACACUAAACAAAAUUAUGAUUGACUAUCUACAUACAAAUUGCGUAGAGUGAAAAAAGUAGUGAAUAGUUAUUUUAACGGAAUAAAAUUGUAUUUAUUUUUAAUUUGGAUCAAUAUUUUGCGUUACACAUAAUAUGUAUAAUUAUUUAAAAUUGAUUUAGUACUUCUUAAUGUGCUGACCCCUCACUGAUCGAUACUACGAUUUAUUAAUCCGUCCUGUUCAAUAGAAAUUUUAUCCUCACGACUGAUCAAAAUUUAGUUUUUAGAAAUUAUAAUUUUCAAAUUUUUCUUUAAAAAUUUGAAAACGUUAUAUGAUUGUUUUGCUUCACGUGGAUUGAUAAAUAAUAGAAUUCUUAUAAGAAUACACAAAUGCGUUUGACAACAUCUACUCAAUUUAUCAAAUGUAAAUUUUUGAAGACCAAAUAACGAUUUUAUCUAAAUUUUACUUAGAAGUUUGCCUUAAGAUGUUUUAGACGGAACACUAAAUUCGAGGUACCAUUUACACCAUCGAAAAAACCAUUAGUAAUUCGAGAAAUUACAUUAUAACGAUAAUAAUCUUAUAAUUUUCUGUUUAUAGCAUAGAUAUUAGAAAGUCCAAGGAAAAUAAUUAUUUUCAUGAUACGAUGCUAAUUUUAUUAAAACAUUAUAAAAAAUCAGUUUUUACUAACGAAAAUAGUUAGAAACCAGAUUUUAAUGUUGUGCUUUGUAUAAAUUUUCAUAUUCUAAAAUUCGCAAAUUAACUAGCGAAAGAACUUGAUUCAGGUAUUAUCAGUUCUGUAGUGAAAUGUUCGGAUUAAAUGUUUCUUGAUGCGAACUCGAACCGCAAUCUUUUACUAAUUCAGCUAUAAUUUACGCGAUGUAAUUAAUGAUUACAAUUUUAUUUAUCUAUCCUUUUUCCUUAAAUUGGAAAUCGAAAAUAAAAUUUUAUAUAAUUAAAUUUUUUCCAUAACUUAAUAUUUAUAAUAAGCUUUUACUUCGAUAAACUUGAUUUUGCAUUAAGUACGGUUAAAAUUUGAUUAAUGUUAUUUUGUUAAGAAAUUUAACUCCUAUAUAACCGCCAAUAUUAAUCACAAAUAUUUUAUUAUGAUAGUAAAUUAUAAUAUAAAUAAAUACAAUUUGCAUGAUUGCGAUUUAUAUACUUUUUUACUCAAAUAGGUAUGGAAAUAUGUGCCAAAUAAUAUCCCUUGUUUUAUUUUCAAUCUAUCACAAUUUUAUUUAGCCUUAUUACGGACGUGAUUAAAUUUAAAGUUUGAAUUUUAAAUAUAAAUUGAAUUUUGCUUGUAUAAAUAAAUAUAAUAUAUAUUCAUUCAGAUUUUGUUAGUAGUAGAAAACUGUAAAAUUAUCGUACUUGUAAGUCUUGAGUAUUUUUAAUUGUUUCUAACAGUGAUAAAAACUUUGAAUAUUUUCCUAGCUUUUAAGAAUAUUCAUAUUAAUUCCAUAUUUUUUUACGUUGACAAUUUUUGCAUUUUAAUUUUAAAAGUAAAAAUCUUAUCUUAAAUUUUUUUUGUUUGAUCAACAAAUUAUUGCAUUUUUAAAACUCUUUGAAAACAAGUAUUAAAUAUGUGUAAUCAUAGUUUAUUUAAAUACUUGAAAUCUCACAAAUUAUUAACAAAUUCAUUUUACGAUUGAUAAAUUUGUGAGCAUAAUUAUUGGCGAUUAAAUUUACCUAUUCUAUUAUAAACUCGGCUUUAUAAUUUACUCAAACUUUUUUGAAAAUUUGAUUUAAAAUAUUGUAAAAACGUUAAAUAAAAAAAGUUAAAGGAAAAAAAAAAAAAAAAAAAAAAAAAAAAACAACAGAUGAGAAACGAAAAAUAAUUAAUUACUUCGACUGAAGAAAAUUUUCAAGAAAUUGAAAGAAAGAUAAAAUAAUGAGUGGUUUGGGCUAAAAAAGUUAGAUUUCAAAAGUUUUUUUCUAAAUACGUGUUUAUGCGCCGUAUGUUUGCCCAAUCAUUUAAAAAAAAAAAAACAA